This is a messenger RNA of Penicillium angulare, 936 nucleotides long. RefSeq names its product alpha/beta fold hydrolase. The transcript has a single exon. NCBI's taxonomy places the organism in Eukaryota, Fungi, Ascomycota, Eurotiomycetes, Eurotiales, Aspergillaceae. The record is from RefSeq and is a predicted model, not a curated record. Bases 1 to 936 code for a protein of 311 amino acids.
AUGGAGCAUUUUCACCACCUCGCCUCUAUCGGAACGCAUUCUUUGAGCUAUGCGCUACGUGGAAUAACAAGAAAACCAGGUUCCCCACUCAUAAUAGUCAUGACCGGGGUGACAAGCAGUGCAUUAGAAUGGAGUGCAGUCUGCCGCAAUCUUGAGUCAGAGGCUUCAAUUCUUCUCUAUGAGCGCUCCGGAUACGGUCGUAGUGAAGAAUCCCCACAUGAGCCCGACUCACUCACAAUAGUCGAUGAGCUCUCCAGACUAUUGAAGUCGGCUGCGCUGGAGCCGCCGUACUUAGUUGUCGGUCAUUCAUGGGGUGGGAUCCUGGCCCGAGAAUUCAUCGCAUCCAGACAGAUCAAGGAUAUCUAUGGGCUAAUCCUUGUGGAUGCAGUCCAAGAACACAUGCUUUUCAAAUCUUUCCCUGAUCCUAGCGUUUCAGCUGUUACUGAGGGACUAGACUACUACGAGGUAACUGGUAUCACAAAAAGUCAUCAGUUGACAGAGUCGGAAUGGGGUGACUUCGUUGCUGAGGAGGAUAGCGAUAAGCAUGCUCGACAGGCGGAAUUGGAGUUGCCUUUCCUUCAAAUUAGUCGACCUGUCAUUUCUCAAAAGCAACAAUUGAUACCUCACAAGAACAUGCUCCAAGGACGACCUCUUGCCGUACUAAAGGGAAACUGCGCGCGCGACCACAAGUUGAUGUACGAGGCUGGCGAGGCGAAGGGACUGGGAAGCGUGGCUCAAAAAGCCAUAUAUCGCGAUUAUGUGUCAAAAUUUGACAAUGCCGAAGAUGAACAUCAACGCGAAUUCCUUCACCUGUCAAAUUUGAACCGCUAUACUGUGACAACAAAGAGCGGUCAUAACAUUCAACUUACGGAACCCGAAUUGGUUGCAAAUGAGAUCCGAUGGGCAGUUAAAAAUGGCAUCGACAUUAUUUCUUGA